Messenger RNA from Sugiyamaella lignohabitans, 2253 nucleotides. It is a transcript of the gene TMT1, whose product is annotated as Ubiquinone/menaquinone biosynthesis methyltransferase ubiE. NCBI's taxonomy places the organism in Eukaryota, Fungi, Ascomycota, Dipodascomycetes, Dipodascales, Trichomonascaceae. The record is from RefSeq and is a predicted model, not a curated record. Bases 1 to 2253 code for a protein of 750 amino acids. The transcript has a single exon.
AUGUCGUCUAUGUUGACUUUGAUAUUGCCAGCAGCAGCGGUCUUAGCACUGGCAUUAAUUAUUACCAACCCAUCCGCCAAGGCAGUUGCCCAGUUUGCCUGGAACUGCUUUUUAAAACCCAUUGGUCAUGUGGGUUCAGAUCAAAAAUCCGCUCUAGAGAGCUUUUACAAGGGUCAGGCUAAAAUUUAUGAUACUACCCGUAAGAAGCUUUUAAAAGGUCGUCACACAAUGCUUUCAUUGAGUGUGUCCCACUUGAAGAAAAGCAAAGAUAUUGUUUGGAUCGACUUUGGUGGUGGUACUGGUUGGAAUAUCGAAAAGAUGAACGAAGUAGUUCCAAUCACUUCCUUCAAGGAAAUUCACUUGGUCGAUUUAUCUCCUUCACUUUGUGAGGUUGCUCAAAACAGAUUCGCUGCUAGAGGUUGGUCUAAUGUUCAUGUUCAUUGCAUCGAUGCUACUACUUUCCAACUUCCCAAUAAGGAAACGCGUGCUGAUCUCAUCACCUUAUCAUACUCCUUAUCGAUGAUCCCUAGCUACUACUCCAUGAUCGACAGGAUCUGCCAAUUGGUUCAUAGCGACAGUAUUUUUGCAGUUGUUGAUUUCUAUGUUCAAUCCAACGCUACUCUCAAUGGAAAAGCCACAUCUGUUGGCGGUGUUCUUUUGAGACAUGUCAACUGGCUUUCCAGAACUUUCUGGCGUUUGUGGUUUGAGUUUGACAGAGUUUACCUCGAUUCUUCUCGUCGUGAUUACCUCGAAUACCGUUUUGGUACUAUCAAGAGUCUUAACAUGAGAAAUAAGUCUCUUGGUGGAAUCCCCUACUAUAUUUGGAUUGGAUGCGAUAAAGAUAGAUCCCAAGAUUUCAUGUACCGACUUAACGCUUUGGCUACCGAAUCUCCCUAUCUUGCUCCUUCUAAUGCCAGCUCAGAUGCUCUUGCCAAUCAAGAACAAAUUCAAAUUCGGUCCAAGGGUUAUGAGGCCACCGUCAUUAAUAUGGAGCACAAUUUGCCAUAUCCUUCAUUCUACUACCAAUCUGAGGUUUGGCGUAUUUACUACGACGCUGAGAACCCUCAUUACCAUCAAUUCAACAACCAAUACAUUUACGCAUUCACCUGGGAGGACCCUCGUGAAGACAUUAAUUUGUUGAAUCUCGGUCCUUCUGAUGUUGUUCUCGCUAUUACCUCUGCCGGUGACAACAUUCUUACCUACGCUGCUAUGGAGAAUCCUCCCAAGCGUAUCCACGGUGUCGAUCUCAAUCCUCACCAAAACCAUCUUAUGGAGCUCAAGUUAGCUUCUUUAAGAUGUCUACCAUUUGAAGACGUCUGGAAAAUCUUCGGUGAUGGUAAGCACGAAGAUUUCAUGAAGAUUCUAGUUACCAAGUUAUCACCCCAUCUCUCUUCACAUGCUUUACAAUUCUGGAUCAAGAAUGGCAAGAAAUAUUUGGACCCUAAAACAAAGGGACUUUACGACAGUGGAUCCACUCGUUGGGCUAUCCGCAUUGCCAGAUGGCUUUUCUUCGCCUUGGGUCUUGAGAGUGAUGUCAAGCGUCUUCUUAAAACUCAAACUAUCAAGGAACAGCUCAAGGUUUGGAACGAAUCUAUUAGACCUGCUCUUUUCAACCCUAUCUUCUGUAAAUUGAUCCUCGGAAACCCCGUUUUUCUUUGGAAAGCUCUUGGUGUCCCCGUUAACCAAGCAAAUAUGAUCGAAGGUGGUAUUUUGCAAUACAUUGUCGAUACUAUUGAUCCUCUUAUUUCAAGAAGUUUGAUCUCCGAUGACAAUUAUUUCUACCAUUUGUGUUUGACUGGCUCAUACUCUCCAAAGAACUGCCCAGACUACAUCACCAAAAAGGGCUACUUUAAUCUCGCCAAACGGAAGGGAGCCUUGGACACUAUUCGUCUUCACACUGAUACCAUUAAUGAUGUCAGUGAUAGAUUGGCCCCUGGAACUUUGACAGUUGCCAUAAUUAUGGACCAUAUGGACUGGUUUGAACCUACUGGAACGCUGGCCGUCGAGGAGAUUCAAGCCCUUAAUAAAUCAUUGGCCAAGGGAGGAAGAGUCAUGCUUAGAAGUUCUUCUAAGACCCCAUGGUACAUUAAGACUUUUGAAUCACAAGGUUUCUCUUGUAAAUCAGCUGCCACCAGAUUUUCUGGAACGAGUAUUGAUCGUGUUAACAUGUACGCUUCUACAUGGAUCUGUACUAAGUUGUACAACACUGCUGAGAAGGAAAGAUCUGGUUCUAUUAAACCCUUAGAGUUGUAG